Messenger RNA from Ambispora gerdemannii, 1233 nucleotides. The record is from the annotation of a GenBank genome assembly. Lineage: Eukaryota; Fungi; Glomeromycota; Glomeromycetes; Archaeosporales; Ambisporaceae.
AUGUUUGCAUUCAUCCCAAUCGAAACCAAUCACGACGACCUUGUUUUUCAGAUCCCAUUCAACAACUACCGCUGUCCAACAGCUAGCAUGCAUUGUCACCCGCACACUUACUUUAAUCGUGCUCCAACACAUCGACAUGAAUCUUAUGAUGCAAAUAACCUAGAAAAUAUAAUUUCGGAAUUAAAGCAUCUCGAACGGAAAAGAGCCGAAGAGAAAACGCUCUAUGAGAAACGCCAACGUAUUUAUGCCGAGCGUGAAAAAGAGAUACGCAAACGCGCAUAUCGACAGUGGAUUCUUGAUCAACAAGCAAAACAAGAAGCAUUGAAGCAUAUUUUUGAGUUGAGAGCAGCUACUGCGGCAUCAAAUAAGGAACCAAAUGUUUAUAAUCAUUCAUGCGCUCAUUCUUGCCGAAAACAACAAUCAAGGAAACGAACAAUUUCGAAACAAGAAGCAGCAAAAAGAAUUAUUUUAUUUAUUCGUCAUCGCAUAGAAAAUCAAACCACCUUUCUCAUAAUUAAUAAACUAAGACAACUUCGAUCCAUUGAGCAGCAUUUAGUUUCGCUUUUCCCGAAAUCCGGAUUCAAUCCAAAUUUAACGUUCGUAACCGAGAAUGCAAAACAAAUAUUACCAAUCACUGCAAAUAAUCGUGCGUUCCUCCUCAAGGAAGAAUCUAUUCUCAAAACCUUAGAUUCAUUGGAUCGUAUUGAAAGUAGCGGAAUCGAAAGUAUUCGUGAAAGAAGAAAACAAAUUGUUAGAAUUGCACAGAGAAUGUUGGAACUUUUGGACAAUAUCAAGAAUAAACAAUGGAAAGAAUUUAGUGAAAAUAAACAAGAAGGAUCGGAAAAGGUGGAAACUAAUAAUACCGAGAAAGAAGAUAAUAAGCCAGAAGUUAUACGGAUAAACAAUGAUGAUGACUUUGAAAAAUCAACUUCUCAAGAACAUGAAGGUUUGGAUGAAAUCGUAGAAUCAAAUACAGAAUCGAAUAUCGAAGUAAUUACACCUUUUAUCAUAUCUGAUUCUAUGGACGAAAAUUUAAAUAAUAAAUUGGACGAAAACAAUAUUUUAAAAACCACACACAAUAUUAACGAUAGUCCAGCAAAUAGCCAAGGAACGACUAUCGCCGAAAACGAAGACACCAUCUCUUUGGAAUCCGUUGCUGCUAAAGAAAUUGUUAAUUCAGCCACUAAAAGUAAUAUUGAAUUAGAAAAAGAUGAGGAAUUUGUAGUAGUGUGA